This is a messenger RNA of Psilocybe cubensis, 1170 nucleotides long. RefSeq lists its product as uncharacterized. NCBI's taxonomy places the organism in Eukaryota, Fungi, Basidiomycota, Agaricomycetes, Agaricales, Agrocybaceae. Gene Ontology annotation, biological process: proteolysis; protein localization to cell surface; attachment of GPI anchor to protein. Bases 1 to 1170 code for a protein of 389 amino acids. Gene Ontology annotation, molecular function: GPI-anchor transamidase activity. The record is from RefSeq and is a predicted model, not a curated record. Gene Ontology annotation, cellular component: GPI-anchor transamidase complex. The transcript has 7 exons.
AUGCUUCUCUUAUCUUUAUUUCAGUUCCUUCUAUGCCUCUCAAGCUGGGCUUGGGGUGUAUAUUCUAGCGAUACUCAGGAAAGAUUAGUCAAAGACUUCUUUGACAAGAAUGGGGCAUCAUCAAAUCCAAGCGGAUCCACACACACGAAUAACUGGGCAGUUCUAGUAUGCUCAUCGCGCUACUGGUUUAACUACAGGCAUAUGGCCAAUGCCCUUGGGAUGUAUCGCACUGUCAAACGACUGGGUAUCCCAGACUCCAAUAUCAUUCUCAUGUUGGCCGACGAUGCGUCAUGCAACUCCAGAAACAAGUUUCCAGGAAGUGUUUACGCCAAUCCCGGGCGUCAGCUAGACUUGUACGGAGAUAACAUUGAGGUUGAUUAUCAUGGCUACGAGGUUACCGUGGAGAAUUUUAUCCGCGUUCUAACCGGUCGCAUGGACGCCUCGGUACCGCGUUCGAAAAGAUUGCUGAGCGAUGAACGUUCGAACAUUUUCGUGUACAUGACGGGGCACGGAGGAAACGAGUUCUUGAAGUUCCAGGACAACGAAGAGAUCAGUGCGUUUGACGUCGCAGAUGCUUUUGAACAGAUGUAUCAAAAGAAAAGAUAUAAUGAGAUAUUCUUUAUGAUUGAUACAUGUCAAGCCAAUACAAUGUAUUCAAAGCUGUACUCGCCCAACAUUCUGGCUGCAGGAUCCUCUCAACUCGGAGAAAACUCAUAUUCCCAUGCCAACGACAAUGACAUUGGUGUGGCCGUCAUCGAUGCGUUCACCCAUUAUACCCUCGAAUUUAUGGAGAAGAUCAACAAAACCAGCCAGCUGUCCAUGCAGGAGCUCUUUGAUUCAUUCGACGUGACCAAGAUCAACUCUCACCCAGGCGUCCGUAGCGAUCUCUUCAACCGACCCUUGGAACACACGCGAAUCACAGACUUCUUUGGCGGCGUGGCCCAGGUCGAGGUGAUGUCGCCUCAUGACGUAGCUCCAUUGAUUUCGGUGAAUGAGACCCAAGGCACCGUGCAGGAUUCUCCCAAACCAGCUGCAUCAGCAUCACCCAGGCCGCAAUCCCAAUUGCAGAACUUCAACCUGACUCCGGCCCGAGAUUGGAAAACCGCACGGGCAUGGGGUUCCGUUGCGCUCAUCGGUGUCCUAGUGGGAUGGAUUGCCCUGAAACAGUGA